Styela clava is the source of this 1033-nucleotide messenger RNA. Lineage: Eukaryota; Metazoa; Chordata; Ascidiacea; Stolidobranchia; Styelidae. The record is from RefSeq and is a predicted model, not a curated record.
UCGAUCAACACGAUAUCAGAAUCAAAGCUUUGGAACAGAAACUGGAAGAAAUUGAGAGAGAGAAAGUAAAGAAGUGCUCGCCGACGUCAUUUUUAGACACCUGGGACAUGGCAUCUUUAAUCAUGGAAAAAGCUCGAGAAACUGCAAUAAAUGUUCCAAAUGAUUCUCAAUGUCAAACAACAUGUCGACCAGGCAAGAAAGGCCCGGAAGGUGCAAAAGGUGAUAUUGGACCGAAAGGACAAAAUGGUGCCACGGGAAGUCAGGGAGCCAAAGGAGAAAGUGGAACACCAUGUAAUUGCUCACGUUAUGAUGAGUUAGCACGCAAAUUUCAAAUCCUCGAAGAAGAAAAAGCUCGUGAAUUACAACCCGUAGAAGAUGGUUGGUAUCGUGUUCACAGUUACCCAUAUUGGUACAAAUUGGUCAAUGUAUCGUCGGACUAUCAAACAGCCAGAAAAUACUGUGAACUCAUGGGUGGUCGAUUAGCAGCAAAUGGUAUUCGGAACCCAACUAUUCGCAGCGAUCUUCUCGACACGUUCAUCAAAAGAACAGGAACUCCGAUCUGGAUAGGACUUGACGAUCUUGAGAAACAUGACAACUGGAAAUGGUCGGAUGGAGUUUCAUCAACUUCUUCUAAUACACCAUGGGGCAAAGACGAACCCGAUGGUCCAGAUCAAAGAUGUGCUUGUAUGCACAAUUAUCUGGAAUAUCAGAUAGCAGAUGUGCUGUGUAUUUUCAAAAAUUUCUACCUUUGUGAGAAGUAAUUGAAAAUUUCCCUUGUUGCUUUCGAUUAAUGGGAAUAAUCUCAACAAAAGAAGAAGCAAUAUUUAUUGUCACUCUGUUAAAAUAUGGCUACGACUUGUCAGUGUUCCAAAAUUGAGUAAAUUGCAUUUUCAUUUCCAAAUUUUUGCUGUCGACUUUUUUGUGGAUUCACUGUAAACUCGAUCUUUAACAACAACCAUUUUCAUUAUAAAAUCAUGUAUUAUGAGUAUCGACCAUAUUGAAUUUAAUUUAAUUGUUGAGUUUAAGUUUUUAU